UAUAGUCUUUGAGGUGGACGGCGACGAGUGAGGGCCCGUCCCCGCCUCCUCCUCGGGGACGUCAGUAGCCUCGUGUGUGUCGUCGUGGUGGUAAUACUUCAGUCGACUUCUCUCAUCAUAUUCUUGGUUUCUUCACAUUAUGGCAGAGUCAUCAGUAAUCACGUACAAUGAGGCGACGUUCACAGUAACCCCUGCCAUUAAAGCUGCUUAUGACACCAAUGGCUACAUACUCUUGAGACAGGUACUCAACCCAGCGGAAGUUCAGAAGAUGCGUAAAGCCCUGGAGAGUCCACAGAUGCAAGAGAACGCCUAUGUGACAGCUUCCGGAGACAGCAGGGAGACUCGCAUGAUCUUGUGGUUUUAUGCCAAGGACGACGUGACUGGUGUGCUAGCCAGCCUGCACAAGAUUGCUGGUACUAUGGAGGAACUGAUGGGAGGCGAUGAGGUAUACCACUUCAGCAGUAAGGUGUUGAUGAAGGGACCUAAGACUGGCGGGUCAUUCACUUGGCACCAAGACUAUGGUUACUUCUACAACUGGGGUUACCUGUACCCAGACUCUGGCUCAGUCUUCAUCGCUGUAGACGACUGUACCGAGGAGAACGGCUGCCUCCAGGUGCUGCGUGGAUCACACCGCAUGGGACGUAUCGACCACAAAGUCCAGGGAAAGCAACUGGAGGUUGACCCAGAGAGAGUAGAGGCUGCUAAGGCACGGCUGGAUCAAAUAUCCAUGGAGAUGAAGGCUGGAGAUGUGCUGUACUUCCCCAGCACCCUGAUCCACUGCUCUGGCCCAAACACCUCAGACCAGCGACGAUGGUCUUAUGUCAUAGCCUACAAUCAGCGCCACAACAAGUCCUACAUGACCCCUGAACACCCUCGCUACACACCCCACCCUGACUACACCCCUCUGCCCAAGUUACCCAACACGGCCCUGCUGGAGUGUGAGAACUACAACACAGAGGGCAAGUGGUUCCUCAAGGCCGAGGAGGACCGUGCAAGGGAUUAGUCAAACAUGUAUUGUAACCCAAGACUUAGUCACAACAACUACACCUGGAGUUAGUCAAGAAUGAACAGUGCGGAGGUUUACCAUUAUUAUCGUGCUUGAGAUUAGUUAUCGCCCCCAUCACUGAUUAGCUUUACCUCUACUACGCUUUGGAUUAGUGGUUAUUAAUUACUGUAGUGGUUGUCAUAAAUUAGUAAUCCUCCAUCACUUGUGGUUAUGGUUUAGUAAUGUAGUGUAGUUGUGUGUGAAAGAAUUAUACAUGUCCUGUUGACUUAGAAUAAUUCCAUACAUAUUUUCAAGGCUAAGUUACUUGUAAAUUUCUAUACAAUUUUUUUAUGGAUUUGCUAAAGUAAUUAAACAUUAAUUUCAAAUUCCAAGAGAAAAGGUCAAACCAAUCUGACCUUGAUUUUGUUCAGAUUCUUACUAUAGGUCCUACGUGACACUGAUAAUGAUCCUGAGGUGCAAGAGUUCACAUAUGGAGGAGAGGCUAUGGUGGGCCAAGAAUGACAUGCAGAGAGGUUAUAAGAAAUAACAUCAGAGAUUAAGAACAUAACAUGAGAGGCUGGAUCAAAUAACAUACAAGUAAGUAUAGACAGUUACAGUAUACAGUACACCCACAUCUGCACAAACUUGUAUACUUUACACUGGAUAAUAAUACAAAACGAAUCAUGUCACACACAUAUAUUACACCUUCACUGUACAAAUAACACUUGCAACACUAUAUCAUUUCCACACUCUUGAGGUUAGUUAGCCAAGCUGCCAUAGCUUUUAACAAUUUACCUACUAUGUAUUAAAUAUAUGAAAUGCAUUACAAUGAUGAAACUUUAUGAAAAUUAUUAAACAUUUGCUUCCAUGUAA
Homarus americanus (American lobster) is the source of this 1858-nucleotide messenger RNA. Its product is annotated as ectoine dioxygenase-like. The coding region runs from base 140 to 1003 and encodes 287 amino acids. NCBI's taxonomy places the organism in Eukaryota, Metazoa, Arthropoda, Malacostraca, Decapoda, Nephropidae. The transcript is spliced from 7 exons. The record is from RefSeq and is a predicted model, not a curated record.